CCCAAUAUCUGGGGCGGAGAAGCGCCAAACCCUAAACCUGAGGGUUAGUUUCGAAAACGUGGAACGUGACAUGGAAACGGAAUCGAAGAAGGAAGUUGAAGUGGCUCCGGCUCUCAUCGCCGUUCACCCGGAGGAAUGCUCCGUUGCCGUGGCGGUUGGACCGGACCUCCGUGUCUUCGACCUUCUUGAUGGUUGUGCAGCUUCUUUAGUAGAUGACUCUGGCGGUGAUCCUUUCCAUAAGGAUAACAUUAGAGCCAUUCGUUUCGGUGCAAAAGGAAAACUCUUCGUAUCAGCCGGUGACGAUAAAACCCUCAAGAUUUGGUCACCGCAAUCAUGGCGUUGCAUUUCUACCGUGUUAUCCGAAAAGAGAGUCACUGCAGUUGCCAUUAGCAAUGAUGGAACCUUCGUUUGCUUCGCUGACAAAUUCGGCCUUGUGUGGGUUGUUGACCUCGAUUCACCGUCGCGUGAUAAGAAACCAACUCCACUUCUUUCUCACUAUUGCAGUAUCAUCACUAGCUUGGAAUUUUCCCCCGAUGGUCGUUUUAUUUUAAGUGCUGAUCGUGAUUUCAAAAUUCGUGUUACUAAUUUUCCCAACAAGCCGUUAAAUGGAGCUCACCAGAUACAAAGUUUCUGUCUUGGUCAUACCGAGUUUGUUUCCUGUCUUGCCUUCGUUCAGGCUCUGGAAUGCCCUCAAGGCCUUCUUCUCUCUGGCAGCGGGGAUUCUACUGUUCGGUUAUGGGAUAUCACCUCUGGAGCUCUUCUAGAUACAUGUGAGAUUGCAAUUAAGGCAGGAUUUUUAGAGUCUAAUGGCAAAGCAGAGGAGCAUAGCCAUGCUGUUACUGAUAUAUGCACCAUCCUGGAUGGUUUACUUGUUGCAGUGGCCAUUCAGAGCUUGCGAGGAAUAGUAUUGUUGAGUUGCAAUAUUCGUGCACAAACUCUCUCUGUUGCCAAGGUGGUCUCUGUUGUAGGAGAGGCCUUUGUCCCCACCUGCUUGGGGAGCAGCCUCUCCACAGCAAAAUUGUGGAUGGUUACUGGUGUCUCUAGUUUACCUGGUUGCAAUUGCCCAUCUUUGGCUCGUGUCCGAGUAAUUUCUGGGAUUGAUGUUGAGCAAGAGUCAGUUGUUCUGGGAGAUGAUAACAUACCUGGGGGAGAAAAGCUGCUAGAAACGUUGCAAGGAACUGCAUCCAUUGAUGACAAUGCAUUUUUAGCGGCAGCAGAAGCCGUCAAAACAGCAAUGUGCAACCUAUUAAUAAAAAAACAAUACCCUGCAGAAAAUAGAGAAACUAGGAAGAAGACCAGAAAUGAUAGAAAACUCAAGGGCUAGCAAUGUAUUUAUUUAUUUUGUUUUUAUUGAUAUAUAUGUAGCAGUUUAGAUUGGUUUCCUUGAUCCCAAAGUUCCCUACGACUAUUCUUGACUCUGUUACCCAUUUUAUUUGUUUUUCUGAUAAACUGUGCAUCUGAAAAUAUUAAAACCAGAGUGCCAUCAAUUUUGUGGACGCAUUUUUAAUUUAUCCGCAACAUCUUGUAACUGUAG
This is a messenger RNA of Abrus precatorius (Indian licorice), 1534 nucleotides long. Its product is annotated as tRNA (guanine-N(7)-)-methyltransferase non-catalytic subunit wdr4. Bases 71 to 1324 code for a protein of 417 amino acids. Gene Ontology annotation, biological process: RNA (guanine-N7)-methylation. The record is from RefSeq and is a predicted model, not a curated record. Gene Ontology annotation, molecular function: tRNA (guanine(46)-N7)-methyltransferase activity; protein binding. Gene Ontology annotation, cellular component: tRNA methyltransferase complex; nucleus; cytosol. The transcript has 10 exons. Lineage: Eukaryota; Viridiplantae; Streptophyta; Magnoliopsida; Fabales; Fabaceae.